AUGGCCCCAGUCUACCUCGUCAUAAAGACCGUGACCGAGAAGGACUCCAAACCUGACUACGAAGUUGACGACAUCGUCCCACAUGGUUAUAGCACUAGCCUCCCCUCCAAUAACUCCGAUAUCUUCACCAUCUACUCCUACUACACAGCCGACGAUAUUCAACACGUCACCCCGAACAUCACAGAGAAUUACGAUAUCAAACUGCGCUGGCACUACGACCCCUUCCCCUCCCCUUCGGUGGUUGCAUACAACAACAUAAAAGAAGGUGCCUCGUCAUCGAUGCAUAAAGAGAUCGACAAGUUCAUGGAUCAGGAAGCUAUCAAAUCGAGAAUAUCGACAAAGUAUGAUCGUGAGGGAAAUUUGGUAUUUGCGUACGGGCUCAAGACAAAGGAAGGAGAGAACGUGUGCUUUGAGUUGCUUGUGGUGGAAAUUGGGCCGAGUAGGAGGUAUGGUUCGGAGUUGGAGAUUACUAGGAAAGAUAACAAGGAACGAAUGAAGGCUGAUGCAGAAGGAGAGUCUAGGUUUGAGGAAGAGAAUCCCAGAGACGAAGAUGGUGACCAACCAAGGGAGGAUGCAUUGUAUUAG
Didymosphaeria variabile is the source of this 585-nucleotide messenger RNA. RefSeq lists its product as uncharacterized. NCBI's taxonomy places the organism in Eukaryota, Fungi, Ascomycota, Dothideomycetes, Pleosporales, Didymosphaeriaceae. The record is from RefSeq and is a predicted model, not a curated record. Bases 1 to 585 code for a protein of 194 amino acids. The transcript has a single exon.